AUGGUGGAACCUCAACAACAAAAGGUUUUAAAGAUUCUUCAUAAAGAGAAUGAGAUUCAAACACGAAAAGGAGGGGAGUAUCAUGAAAGACCCGUGUUGCGUGACUUCAAUAGAGCUCCAAGUGACUCAGAUUUGAUAUCUGGAUUUUGUGUAUUCACACUGGAUAGCAAAUCUUCUGGAACAUCAUUGACUGUUUCAUUGUAUUUAUACUAUCUUAAUCUUACUGAAUAUGCCAAAAUUAGUUAUUAUAUCAUUGCUUCUUAUGAAGUUCUUUUUGUAAUUGUGUCGAGUCUCCAAAAGUAUGUAGAUACUUAUUCACAUGCAAUGCUAGUAUUGGUGCAAAAGCAAACAAGUGGAGAUGGUUUGAGAUGUAUUGGAGCACUCGAUGAGACACAUAUUUUGGUUACAGUUUCUCCUUAUGAGAGACCUAGAUAUUGUAAUAGAAAUGGUGAUGUCUCUACUAAUGUGUUAGCUGUUUGUGAUCCAGAUUUAAGGUUUAUUUAUGUGUUACCUGGGUGGGAAGGGUCUGCAAGAGAUUUUCAAGUAAGUACUUUCUUGUGGAUGUGA
Glycine soja is the source of this 567-nucleotide messenger RNA. RefSeq names its product protein ALP1-like. The coding region runs from base 1 to 567 and encodes 188 amino acids. The transcript has 5 exons. The record is from RefSeq and is a predicted model, not a curated record. Lineage: Eukaryota; Viridiplantae; Streptophyta; Magnoliopsida; Fabales; Fabaceae.